ACAAUGAGCCGCAUGCCAUCACCUUCAGAGCGGCAGAGGGAGCACACAGGCGUCCGCUGUGUGUUAAAAAGUUUAUUGAAUCUCACCGCUCCAUGAGGCCGUGACAAAUGUACGGUUUUAUGACUGGACUUUAACACGGGCUCUACGCGCGUCCAUCGUAUCCACAAUAUUAUACAAAUCCACUCCAGUUUAUUGUUUUGGGGAUUUUUUUAUUCGCUGAGCAGAAACAGAGAUCGGUUUCGUGUGCCUGUGGAAAUCCGGCGAUUGAAGAAAGUUUCUCCCUGUCUCACGGAAGGAAUUAAUACAUUUUAGAUAGAGAAAUCCACAUGAUUUAUCGAAAAACAUGGAAUUCAACCAUCUUGACUCACAACCGGGGAUAAAUCAGUUGACACCACCAGGAACUCAUCCCCCAACUGUUCCCGAGGCCAAUCCCAGUGAACCCUGCUCCGAGGAAGUCAACACCCCUUCAAAAACUGAAACAGGACUUGAAGCCAGCAAGCCUGCAAAGAUGGACACCACAAGGAAGUCAGUUACCCCGACACGACCAGGCGUCAUUCCAAAGUUGCCUGCGACACCUACUCCGAGGUCAAGUUGUAGCCCUCAACACAAGAAAGAUGGAAUGAAGUUGGAUGAGAGGCUGAAACAGGCGAAGGAGAGGAGGGAGGAGAGGGCCAAAUAUCUCGAACAGCAUAGCCAGACUCAAGCUGCUAAAAAGUCUCAGUGGCUGGAGAAGGAGGACCGCGCACGGCAGGUGCGGGAACAGCAGCUGGAGGAGCGGAGGAGAAAGCUGGAAGAGCAGCGGCUGAAGGCAGAGAGACGCCGCUUAGAGCUGGAGGAGCGACAGAGACAGAAACUUGAGAAGAACAAGGAGCGGUAUGAGGCCGCCAUCCAGAGGUCUGGUAAGAAGACAUGGGCAGAGAUUCGGCAGCAGAGAUGGUCCUGGGCCGGAGGCUUAAGCGGCAACUCCAGCCAAAGCCAGAGCAGAUGCUCAAUAUCAGCGGUCAACCUGCCCAAACAUGUGGACUCAGUCAUAAACAAGAGACUCUCCAAAUCCUCUGCCACUCUUUGGAACUCCCCUAGCAGAACUCGUAGCAUGCAGCUGAGUCCAUUGGAGAGCAGCAUUGUGGACAGGCUGAUGACGCCCACUCUCUCCUUCCUGGCUCGCAGUCGCAGUGCUGCCAGUGUGCUGAACAACACCAGAGACACCCAGUCUCCAUUGUGCCCACGCUCCGCGUCUGCCAGCCCUCUCACAGUAUGUUCACAUCAGCCACAUCGCUGCUCUGAGCGCUGGAGGGUCACAACCAGCACACCCAAUAUCGCCCAGCGCAGACGAGACUCCACACCUAUGAGGAAGGAUAAGAAGGACAAGGAGAGGGAAAAUGAAAAGGAGAAGAGUACCAUCACCAAAGAGACGAUGCUGAAAAAGAGACAGUCCAUGCCGUCAAUGAAAACCAGAAUAGAGUCCAGUCCGAGUCCACUGUCCAAACCAAGAUCUGCGUCUCCUGUGACGCCCAAAGGCCGCGUGUCCUCCCCCAGUCCUGCAGUCUCUCCCAAACCACCAUCAGCACGAGCAAGCCCCAGUACUCCUAAAGCCCGACCCAAGAGGGCAAGGACCCCUGCCCGCGUGGAGAACCGCACCGCCUCGCCUGUUGCCAUAGAGAGGGUUCGAGAGACCCGCAGGCCCGCUACGCCUGAAGAACCAAAGACCUCGUCUCCCGUUCCCUCCAUUUUCGUGUCAUCAGUUUCGGACACGUCCCCGGUUGAAAGUUCACCAGUCAUGUCGGUUUCCGCACCCUCUGUCCCCGAGGAGUCCCCUCUUGUCCCCGCCCUCCCACAGGUGACUUCUCCAGCUCCCUCUCCAGGCAAGCCCAUGGCUGGCACCAAUAACCCAGAGGAAGCCACCCGCAUCCUGGCUGAGAAAAGACGACAGGCCCGUGAACAGAGAGAGAAGGAAGAGCAAGAACGGAAAGAACAGCUUGAGAGAGAGAGGCUUCAGCACGAGGAGAGGUUAGCACAGGAGGCAGAGGAGAGCAGGCGCAGGGAGGAGGAGGCGCGCCUCAUGGCGGAACAGGAGAGGUUAAGAGAGGAGGCCCAGCGCCUGCAGGACGAGGAGGAGGCGCAGGAAAGGGCCAAAAUCGAACAAGAAGAGAACGAACGGCUUCAGAAACAGAAAGAGGAGGCUGAGGCGAAGGCCCGAGAGGAGGCCGAGAAACAGCGCCUGGAGAGAGAGAAACACUUCCAGAAGGAGGAGCAGGAGAGGCUGGAGAGAAAGAAGCGUCUGGAUGAGAUUAUGAAAAGAACACGCAAAACAGAUGCAGGAGAGAAGAAAGACACAAAAUCUCCAUCUCAAGCUAAUGGAAAAGACUCAGAUUCAGACAUGAAUAAAGCAGCUGCUGACUACCAGCCAAGCACGGCAUUGAAACAAGAUGGUGUGAACGAAAGUCUGUCCGUUCUUGUGGUGAACGGCGUUCAGCCUACCAAACAAGAGAAUGGCCUGUCAGCAAAAGGGGAGGCGUCUCACUUCGAAGAGAUCCUUCAGCUGUCCAAUCACAACAAUGGACGGGAGAAGUCAGAGACCGAAAGACCCGACGAGCCAAUCAUGUCGUUUGAGAGAGAUGAAUCAUUCCUUAAAAAAACAGGCCCCAUUAAGCCUCAGCAUGUGGCAGAGGUCCUCUGAGGGCAUAAACUGUUGGAUGAAGCCUUAAAUCUGCGAGUCCCUCAACACGCCUGCCUGAGGGACGGGUGGAAAGAAGCACAGCAUGAAAGAAACCUGUGCCAAACCCAAAAAACUGUCUUCUGUUUAGACUGUACAGAGCAACCCCACUAUCAGAGCCUCUUACGGUUCAUGGUGGAAAUUACAAGGAAGCUACAAAACAAUCAAGCUGAGCUAAAUGCAAACAUUCACCAGAAUCGCAUUCAUCAAGACCCCGACCUCACCCACUCUUUCUGAUCACCACAGUACAAUUUUUUUUUUUAAAAGGUUGUGACAAACAUUAUUAAUCCUUGUCGUUAUUCAUGCUGUUGUGGGUUGAAUGCAGAAGUGUUUUAUUUUUUAAUGUUUAGUUAUUUAACUUGAAAAAAAUUGUAACUACUGGGUACAAUUGUAUGUGAAUAAUGUAAAUUGGAUCAUGGGAGGAGACGAUCUGUGAAUAAACAGAAUGAAAGGGACUGCCAUGCCUGAA
Messenger RNA from Pimephales promelas (fathead minnow), 3182 nucleotides. It is a transcript of the gene map7d1a, whose product is annotated as MAP7 domain containing 1a. NCBI's taxonomy places the organism in Eukaryota, Metazoa, Chordata, Actinopteri, Cypriniformes, Leuciscidae. Gene Ontology annotation, biological process: microtubule cytoskeleton organization. Gene Ontology annotation, cellular component: microtubule cytoskeleton. The record is from RefSeq and is a predicted model, not a curated record.